This is a messenger RNA of Solea solea (common sole), 2059 nucleotides long. RefSeq names its product myelin expression factor 2 (gene myef2). Lineage: Eukaryota; Metazoa; Chordata; Actinopteri; Pleuronectiformes; Soleidae. Gene Ontology annotation, biological process: regulation of mRNA stability involved in response to oxidative stress. Gene Ontology annotation, cellular component: post-mRNA release spliceosomal complex; cytoplasm; nucleus. Gene Ontology annotation, molecular function: mRNA binding. The record is from RefSeq and is a predicted model, not a curated record. Bases 67 to 1830 code for a protein of 587 amino acids. The transcript is spliced from 17 exons.
ACAUUUUGAACUGCGUAGAGUCAGGGGCAUCUAUAAGUGUCGUGUGUGCUACAAGCAUCCCGCAACAUGGCAGAUGUUUCAACUCUUGACGAGGAGCCGAGGCAGGACGAAUCCGCUGCGGUGUCCGUGUCGGUGUCGGUGUCCGAAAGCGACGAGACAUCCCAAGAAACACCGAAUGGCGUGAAAACGGAAUCUGAGGAAAUACUGGUUUCCAAUGAAAAGCAAGACGGUAAAGAGAAAUCCUCUGGAAGUAGAAGAGCAAACCGCUUCCAUCCCUACAAAGACAAACAUGGUGCAGAGAAGAAGAACGCUCACAGGAACCGUGUGUUCAUCAGCAAUAUCCCGUAUGACAUGAAAUGGCAGGCAAUUAAAGAUCUAAUGCGGGAGAAAGUUGGUGAGGUUACAUACGUGGAGCUCUUUAAGGAUGCAGAAGGAAAGUCAAGGGGUUGUGGUGUGGUGGAGUUCAAAGAUGAGGAGUUUGUGAAGAAGGCAGUGUCCACGAUGAAUAAGCACGACCUGAAUGGAAGACCACUCAGUAUCAAGGAGGACCCUGAUGGGGAACAUGCCCGGCGCGUCCUGCAACGCAUAGGUGGAGGUCCACGGGGAAAUCGCGGGCAGGACAUGAUGCCCGGUGGAAUGAACCUCCCGCCAUCUAUUGCCAACAACCCCAACAUCCCACCUGAAAUCAUCCAUGCGUUACAGGCUGGACGACUGGGCACCACAGUGUUUGUGGCCAAUCUGGAUUUUAAGGUGAGCUGGAAGAAAUUAAAGGAGGUUUUUGCCAUGGCAGGCGUGGUGAAACGCGCCGAUGUAAAGGAGGAUAAAGACGGCAAGAGCAGAGGAAUGGGAACAGUGACCUUUGACCAGUCACUGGAGGCCGUGCAGGCCAUAUCCAUGUUCAAUGGACAGAUGCUUUUUGACAGACAGAUGCAUGUUAAAAUGGAUGACAAAUCUCUCCCUCCCGAUGAUUUUCAUCAAGUAGAAAAAACACCUCAGCUACCAAGGGGUCUGGGAGGCAUUGGAAUGGGACUGGGACCAGGUGGGCAACCCAUAAAUGCAAACCGCCUGAGCGGUGGUGGUGCAGGAGGAGGCGGUGGCGGUGGCAUGGGCUCUAUGGUUCCUGGAGGAAUGGAUGUUUCUGGAUUUGGUGGCACGAACAGACUUGGAGGAGGAAUGAGUGGUGGUGGUGGAGGCUUCGGUGGAAUGGAUAAUAUGGGCAACAUGGGUGGAUUUGGAGGAAGGGACAUGGCUCCAGUUGGCAGGAUGGGAGACAUGUACAGAUCCGGGAUGGGAGGAAUGGAUCGGGACUUUGGCCACAGUGACAUGCCGGUGAAUCGAGGUUUUGGGAAUUCUUUUGGAGGAAUGGGCGGAGGUUAUGGAGGGGGCAUGGGCAGUGGUGGCAUGGGGCACAUGGGGACUGGAUUAGGUGGUGGAAUGGGCAAUAUGUCAAUGGACCGUAUGGGCUCCACCUUUGACCGCAUAGGCAUGUCAGGAAUGGACAUGAACCGCGGCUUUGGCGGCUACGGAGGGGGUGGACCGAGCCACAUGGGCGGCGGAGGCAUGUCCGACAGAGGCUCCGGUUCCAAAGGUGGCUGUCAGAUCUUUGUGCGAAAUCUGUCCUAUGAUCUCACGUGGCAGAAGCUAAAAGAGAAGUUCAGUCACUGUGGCCAGGUAAUGUUUGCAGAAAUCAAGAUGGAGAACGGGAAGUCCAAGGGCUGUGGGACGGUGAGAUUUGACUCGGCAGAGAGCGCGGAGAAGGCCUGCAGGAUGAUGAACGGAACCAAGAUCAACGGCCGCGAGGUUGAUGUGCGCAUCGAUCGCAACGCCUAGAGCUUUUGUAGAAGUCAUUCUAACACACUUCCACAUUCAGCCCUUUUUUUUGCCACUGAGCUUUUGUUUUGUUUUAAAAACACAACUACAUCAUAUCUGUCCACUGUUUCAACAUCAUGUUAUAGUUUAUGUGAACCGUACAUCAUAGCUGUUUUAUCUUUGUUUUGUAAAACCCCUUUUUAAGUUGUCAGGCAAUUUAUUUGAUCAAAUAAACUUUUUAAUUUUUAAA